Messenger RNA from Mastomys coucha (southern multimammate mouse), 8295 nucleotides. RefSeq names its product protocadherin beta-6-like. Gene Ontology annotation, molecular function: calcium ion binding. The record is from RefSeq and is a predicted model, not a curated record. NCBI's taxonomy places the organism in Eukaryota, Metazoa, Chordata, Mammalia, Rodentia, Muridae. The transcript has 2 exons. The coding region runs from base 4748 to 7096 and encodes 782 amino acids. Gene Ontology annotation, cellular component: plasma membrane. Gene Ontology annotation, biological process: homophilic cell-cell adhesion.
CCCUUUUCUAGAGCAGAUGCUGGAGAGAACACAUGAUAUUUGGAAAGGGUAAAAAUAUAAUCCAACAGACAGUGGACGAUGCUGUAUGGUAUUGGUUCGCCUUGCCAUGCUUUGCUAGUUAUUGUUGGGCCUUGUUGAUCAUGGUCUUUGCUGACAAUGCUGUGUGGUAUUGGUUCACCUUGCCACUCUUUGUUGGUCAUCAUUUGUUGUGACUUCAUAGAGGGAAAUAAACCACAGAGCUUCUCAUGGUGUUCCAGUGCCUUCUGAUGCUACCAUGGUCUCAGGCUGACUGGCAGACCCUCCAGGUUUUGUUUGGAUCAAACCACAAUUACUGAUUUGUGCAUGGUGUUUGCAAGUGGAUCCAGGUACUGCUGCUGAUUCCUAUGAACUGAACUGCUGAUAUCCUAACAAAACAGCUUAGUUUUUCUACAAAGAACUAUUUCUAAACAGGUCCACAUCCCCAUUUGCUUCACCUAUCCUCUCCACUGCCUCUGGUGUGUGGUGGGCUAGAAGAGAGGUUAAAACAUUUAUGUACACUUAUUAAAGUAAGAUUUUGAAAAACAUAGGCCUGCAGUUAAAACCUAAGAACCUAAAUGCAAAGGCAGGAGGACAUCUGAGAGUUCAAAGCUUCAGAAUACUGUUUUUCUUGCUAUGCAAAAAUUAGGGUUUUGCCUGAAGCAGGAAAGAGAUAUCAAGAAUACAAGUUCUCAGCUGGAAAGUAAGUAGUAUUUGUUGCACAACAGGCCUGAAACUAACCUUCAUUAAGCACAAUGCCUGUUUGGAUUAGAAUAAUUUGAUUAGACAUGGCUCUACCAUGUUAAGCUAAAAAGGAUUUCUCUAGAGGGAAAAUAAUAGAAGCUUGAUCCUAGGUUAAGUUUUCACAUAAACAUCCAGUCUUUAGUCGAAAGAUUCAAUAUAAGACACACUAAUCAGUGACAAGAAUAAACAAAGAUGAAAAACAUAAUACAUUUGACUUAGAAGGCUUAGAUCUUAGACUGAGAGAUAGUAUUAAAAAUUCAACUUAAAUAAUUAAUUAAAUUAAUAAGUAGGGACAUUGUCCAAGUUGGUUCAGUGGGGAAAAGGGCUUGCUACCACCAAGCCCAAAACCUGAGUUUGUUCUCUGGAACCCAAAAGGUGAAAAGGGAGAACUGACUUGUGAAAAUGUCCUCUUGAAUUGUAUACACACACACACACACACACACACACACACACACACACACACACUGUGUCAUGUGCAUGUACAGGCUCCCAUUUCUAAAACUUGUAAACAACUGUUCAAGAUGUUUUGUGAAAUCCUUUCUAGACAAAUGAUGUGGGAAUUUAUGGUUUUGUUGGAGAUUCAGUUGUGUCAUGUGAUGUUUUUCUGGAAACUGUCUUAUGAGAAGUUUUGUGAAGAACAGACAUGUAGUAUUUUUCUGAAAGAUGACUGUUGAAAGGGCAUGUGAUGUUUUACUGGGGCUAACAAUUGAGAGGUCACAUGAUAUUUAGGAAGUGUAUAAAUACAACCCGACAGACAGUAGACAACGCUCUUGCAUUGGUUCACCUUUUUGGCCACUUUUUGUGGUCAUCGAUGGGUAUCUCUGAGGCUGGUCUUUGCUGAUGACACUCUUGCAUUGGUUUACCUCACUUUCUUCACUGAUCUUUCCUUGUUAUGACUUCAUAGAAAAAAAAAUAUCAAAGAACUUCUGGUGGUAUUCCAGCUGCUUCUUGACUAAUGCUGAUCAACAUAGCCUUGCAGUUUCUUCUGGAUCAAGCCACUGCUGCUGAUUCAUGUUGGGUAUUUGCUGAGUAGACUAGAUUGCCACUACUGAUUCAUGUUUUGUGUUUUGCUACUGGACUGGACAACUGACAAUGAACAUUGGAAUUGCCUCAAAGAACUAUUUCAAAACAGGUACAUAACCACUGUUUUUCUAUUAAACUUUCUUUUCCCCCACCUCUAGUGGGUGGUGGGCUAGAUUGGAGGUUGAAGCAUUAAAGAACCAUAAUUAAAGAAGAUUUGAAAAGACUAAGCCUACAGACAAAAGUCGAGAGACACCUUAAAAGAUAGAUGAAGAUGCAUUGCUGAAAUUUCUUAAGUAAUUUCUAAAUAAUGAUUUAAAGACUAAUAGAAAGAAAAUUUAAAUAAAAACAUUUGAGUAGUAUAAGAAGAACAAAACAUAGAGGACAAAUAAAAUAUACUCUCUAUACAGAGAAAAUAGAUAGUACAUAAAUUAUAACUGAAUUAAAAUUCAAUUAUACAACCUAAAUUAUCAGACAACAUUUAAGAGAAAUGUAGAUUACAUACACCCAAAUAAGCAUGUAUGGGCAAGGAAAGAAAACAGAAAAAGACUGAACAUUUAAAAUGGUCCAAUCCAGAAUAAAACAAUGUAGUUGGAUUCAUUGAGUCAAGAGAACGGUAUUUUAAGGAAAAUAUACACUGAUAACAGUAAAAAUAAAAGUAUAAUAAUAAUACACUUGUAAGUAUAGCAGAAAUAUGUUGUAUUAUGAUGUAACAAUUUCCCAGAACUACAGAUAUGUAAAGAUUUUUAAAAAUCCAGAAAUGCUUUAAACUUAAAUAAUAGAACUCGUGAGUAAAAGUAAGAUCAGAACAGAAAUUUCCAAAAUUUUCAGUGAAGUAAAAAUUAAGGACAGAAAUAUUGGAACUUAAGUGAUGGAAGCAGUAGAAACACAUGUUCAAGGCAGCCUAGGCUAUGUAGCAAGAGAGCUUGUUUUAAAAUCCAAAAUAAAAUAAACAUACUAACACACUGCAAUAAAACUUGAAAAUUUAAAACCUUGAUUGCAUGUAUUAGAAACUUGAGUAAGCUUUAAUUUUGAGAAGUUAAAAUUCAAACAGCAAAUAAAUACAAAUUUAAAAAAAGAAGGCCCCCCCACACACCACUAUAAAGUAGAUAAGUAUUCAAGAGAGAAAAUGAGUCCCCAGUUGUUUUUUUCUAAUAAUUAAAACCAUUUAAAAUUCUUAAAUGGGACAAGAAAAAAUAUAAAACAAUAGCUUGCAAUCCUCUUCCUGUUUAAAAAUGAAAGGGGCAAGGGUUGUGACAUGUGUCUUUAACUCCAGCACUUAGGAGAUAGAGGUAGGUGAAUCUCUGUGCAUCUGAGGCCAGCCUAACCUACAUAGUGAGUUCCAGGAAAUUCAGGCCUACAUAGAAAAGUGCUGACUCAAAAAAAGAAUGUAAGGUUAGUAUUCUAACAAAUUUUGUACCAAUAAACUUGAAAAUUUAUAUAAAUUAUCUUUCAAACUCUGCUUUUUCCAAAACUGAAGUAAGAAGAUAUCAAAAAGUUUAACUAGCUUUUUAAAUAAAUUUAAGACUGAAACAUACUGCCCAUACCAUGAUUGCAUAGAAAGUUACACAACAUUUUUGGGAAAAUAUAAAAUCUAAAUAAAUUGAGUAAUGUUUACAAAUUGUCAUUAACUAAAAAAUUCAGUACGUGAAAAGCUAGUUCUCCAUCAAUCAAUUUAUAAAAGUAACAAGUUCUUAAACUAUGCUUCAAGACAUUUCUUAGUGUGUAUAUUUCACAUGAAAAUACAAACAGAAUAAUUAUAAUAUUUUAAAUAGGAUAACAUUGAAGAUACUACAACGAAGACAUAAUCCAUGGAACAAGAAUUGAUACUAUCAGUGAUUCAAAUCAAUCUUUUCUUCUGUAAAAUAUCCUAUGAAGAAAAUUAAAAGAUCAAGCUGUAAAUUGGGGAAAUGUUUCAAAUAACUUAUUUCAGAGAGGAUGACUACAUAAUAUACACAGAGAUUUUAAGAACUCAACAACAACAAACAGUGCCAUGUAAAAGCACUCCAAGACACACAGGUGGUCAAUAUGCACAUGAAAAGCUGUGGCACAUUGUAUGUCACUCAAGAAAUGCCAGUUCAAAUAAUAUUGAGGUGUCAUAACACAACUACUAGAAUGUCAAGAUUGCAGAACACCAACAUCGUCAGAUGCUGAGGAGGAGGUGGAGCACCAGGAACGCUGAUUUCUGGCAAUGGGAAUGACAACUGAUGUAGCCACUUUGGAAGACAAUUGGUAGUUUCUUGCAGCACUGAGUGUCUUCUAACUAUGUGAUCCAGCAAGCAUGCUUUUGUAGAGCUGACCAUCAAAUAACAGCCACAGGGAGCAUGGUGGUUUUGGUACAUUUGGGGUUUUCUUUAUGUUCUGCUAAUAUGAACAUAUUAACCAUGGGAUAUAUUCCUGUUGUGUGCCUUCUGAAUGUAUCUCCUAUAUCACAACAAAACUGUAUAAAAUUCAAUUUUUCUGGGUAAAAUUAAUAAGAAACAUUCACCUUAAUAAAUUAUAAGCCCAUAAAAAAUUCUUUAUAUUUUCAAAAGAAUUUUAAUAUUAGUAUACACUUUUAGCAUAUUAUAUCAUGACUCUAUUUCCACGUAGUUUCAGCUCAGCGGAGGUAUGCUUAGCACUACUGAUAUUUAGGAAGUGACAUAAACUACAGGUUACAGCUGUAACUCAAAACUACAUUUAGAAUUCGUGACGACCAAACUAUAUGCAAUCAUGAAAAUGGACACUUGGUGGCGCUGUCGACUAAGGGUGAGAAUUAUGGGCUCGCAUAUACCCAGAAAGUCACGAGAGCUGGAAAACAGAAUGCUCUCUACACCCUAGAAGAAGUAUUUGAUUGUGGUCUAGGUAUUUGAGAAAACCUCGCGGACAGUAAGGCAUUAAAGAUUAAAUUCAAGGAUAUUUUACCAAACAAUUUCUGUGGAUUGAAACUGACUAGAAGCAGCAGCGCCCUCUGGACAAAAUCUGAACAAUGGAGACCGCACUAGGAAAAACGCCAGAGAAAAGGCAAGUCGUUUUCCUUACUAUGUUAUUGCUAUUGUGGAAGUCUGACGCUGAGACAAUUAGAUAUUCCAUGCCAGAAGAGACAGAGAGUGGCUACUUAGUGGCUAAUUUGGCAAAAGAUCUUGGGCUCCGGGUUGGAGUACUGGCUACUAGGGGGGCACGAAUCCAUUACAGAGAAAACAAAGACCUCUUGCAGCUGGAUACAAAGACAGGGAAUUUAUUCCUGAGGAAAAAACCUGACCGUGAGGUGUUGUGCGGGGUGACAGAACCCUGUGUGCUGCACUUCCAGGUCAUACUGGAAAACCCUGUGCAGUUCUUCCAAAUUGAACUGCAGCUCACAGAUAUAAAUGACCACUCUCCAGAGUUCCCUGACAGGAAAAUGCUCCUAAAAAUCCCUGAGAGCGCCCAACCAGGGGCCAUGUUUCCUCUGAAGGCAGCGCAGGACUCUGACAUAGGGAGCAACGCUGUUCAGAACUACACAGUCAGUCCCAACCUCCAUUUCCAUGUCGUUACUCACAGUCUCUCGGAUGGCAAAAAAUACCCAGAGCUGGUGCUGGACAGAGCCCUGGACAGGGAGGAGCAGCCUGAUCUCACUUUAACCCUCACUGCUCUGGAUGGUGGAGCUCCGCCCCAGUCAGGAACCACCACAGUUCACAUUGAAGUUGUGGACAUCAAUGAUAACGCCCCCCAAUUUGAACAGUCGCUCUAUGAGGUGCAGAUUCCUGAAAACAGCCCACUCAAUGCCUUAGUUGUCAUGGUCUCUGCCAGGGAUUUAGAUGCUGGGAUAUAUGGAACUGUAACCUACUCUCUGUUUCAAGGUGGUGAACUAUCUCAACCAUUUGUAAUAGACGAAAUCACAGGAGAAAUUCGUCUUAAAGGGGCAUUGGAUUUUGAGGUAACUCCAUAUUAUAACAUAAAAAUUGUAGCUACAGACACAGGAGGCUUUUCAGGAAAAUGCAGUGUAGCUGUACAGGUGGUGGAUGUGAACGACAAUGCCCCGAAACUCACCAUAUCUUCGCUCACUAGUUCCAUCCCAGAAAAUGCUCCUGAGGCUGUAGUUGCUGUUUUCAGUGUUUCUGACCCAGAUUCUGGGGAUAAUGGAAGGAUGGUGUGUUCCAUUCAGAAUGAACUUCCAUUUCUUUUGAAGCCCACAUUCGAGAAUUAUUAUACUUUAGUAACAGAGGGGCCACUUGAUAGAGAGAGCAGAGCUGAAUACAACAUCACGGUCACUGUCACUGACCUGGGCACCCCCAGACUCACAACCCAGCACACCAUAACAGUGCAGGUGUCCGACAUCAAUGACAACGGCCCCACCUUCACCCAAGCUUCCUACACCAUGUUCGUCAAGGAGAACAACAGUCCCGCCCUGCACAUAGGCACCAUCAGUGCCACAGACUUAGACUCAGGCUCCAAUGCCCACAUCACCUACUCGCUGCUGCUGCCUCCCCAGGUUCCACACCUAUCCCUCAAUGAUCUGGUCUCCAUCAAUGCAGACAAUGGGCAGCUGUUUGCUCUCAGGUCACUGGACUAUGAGGCCCUACAGGCCUUCGAGUUCCAUGUAGGCGCCACAGAUGGAGGCUCACCCGCGCUCAGCAGUCAGGCUCUGGUACACGUGGUGGUGCUGGACGACAAUGACAAUGAGCCCUUCGUGCUCUACCCACUGCAGAAUGCCUCUGCGCCCUGCACUGAACUGUUACCCAGAGCUGCGGAGCCAGGCUACUUAGUCACCAAGGUGGUGGCAGUGGACCGAGACUCUGGUCAGAAUGCCUGGCUAUCGUUCCACCUGCUCAAGGCCACGGAGCCCGGGCUGUUCAGCGUGUGGGCACACAAUGGCGAGGUGCGUACUACCAGGCUGCUGAGCGAGCGUGAUGUGCCCAAGCACAGGCUGCUGCUGGUGGUCAAGGACAAUGGCGAUCCUCCGCGCUCUACCAGUGUCACAAUGCAGGUGCUGCUGGUGGAUGGCUUUUCGCAACCCUACCUGCCUCUGCCUGAAGUCAUGCGGGACCCCGUUCAAGAAGAUCAUGAUGCUCUCACGCUGUAUCUGGUCAUUGCCUUAGCAUCUGUGUCUUCAUUCUUCCUCUUGUCUGUCCUGCUCUUCGUGGGGAUAAGGCUGUGCAAGAGGGCCAGGGCGGCUUCUCUGGGUGUCUGCUCUGUGCCUGAGAGGCAUUUUCCUGGUCACCUGGUGGAUGUUAGCAGAACUGGAACUCUGUCCCAGAGCUACCAGUAUGAGGUGUGUCUGACAGGAGACUCUGGGACUGCUUCUCUUCACCUUUCAAAAGAGCCAGGGAAUUUCUGGAAAUUUCAGCAGUCUAUUUGAUCCUGGGUAUUAGUUCUCAGAAAUUUUCACUUCAUGUUGUUUUGUAGAUGUGGAAAGCAAGAUAUUUGAUUAAUUCCUAAUUUGUUAUUUGGUCCAACUUUAAAGUAUUCUCAGUCAAUUUAAUUUUUCAAUUCUGCUGACCACUGCAUAAUUCAAAAGUAUUUGUUCUUAAUUGAUUUGAAUUAUAAUGAAUUUAACUGAAUUAUGAAUUACUUGUAUUCAGUGACCUAAAUAAACUUAUUUUGUGAUUUCUAAGUUGGUAAAUUUGUAUGGAUACAACUACAAGAAAGCUUUGUUGAACUUUUUACAGAAUAUGAGCAAUCGAAGAGUUAGGUUAAUAAUCUAAUAUCUGUACUAAUAUGUUUUUCUUUUUAUGCAUUCACUGCACAAACCAAUGGGUUUCCUUAUGAGUUUGUCAUGCAUGUAUAUAAUGUAUACACAUUGAUUUUGUUUACCCUUUAUUUGGUUUUUAUAUCUCAAGUGUCACUCCUCUGGAGUUUAGAUAUUUGCAUCUUUCCCUGAAAUAAUGUUUUCCCCCUAAGGAUAUGAUGAAGUAUAAAAGGAAAGUGGCUGACAAUUUCUUAUCCUUGAUAUGUAAGUUUUGGUUACUUGGCUUCAAAAUUGAAGUGAAAAAGAUUGUAAAGUUGAGAAAAACUAAGGACUAACAAAACAUAUCAAUAGGACUUAAAUAUGACAGCCAACUGUAAUGACUUGCCCACUUUGUGACAAAUACCUACUCUGGUGUGGUGUCCAGCAUUCAGAAUGCCCACCAAAAGUAAAAACAAACAAACAAAUGAGCUAUUAUUAUAGGCCAAAAGUAAGGCAUUUGCCUCAUAGGGAAAAGUCUCUAGGUUCAAUCUCCCUAGCAUUACAAAGAAAUAUUCCCUCUCUUCCUUCAUGAUCAAAGGUCAUAAAAGAUAUUUUCAAAUAUGAAGUUAAAGAUUAUGCAUGUGUUUGCUAGAAUUCCUUCCAAAUUAGGUAGAUUAUCUGACAGCAGGAAACAACCAUAAGAACUGACUGUCAUAUGCUAUCUCUUCAAAGCAACAGGAAGCUGAUUAUAUGAGAACUGAGUCCUACAGAUAUGUGCUCAAAGAAUAAUCAACAGGUGCAUGAUAUAGACAGUAAUUCAGUAGCUCCGACAGAAGGGAGGACUCAGGCUCAGGGCCAGUUUUCCUUGCCACUUGUCAACUCAGCACCAG